Messenger RNA from Myotis davidii, 1613 nucleotides. Its product is annotated as eukaryotic translation initiation factor 1A, X-chromosomal. Gene Ontology annotation, cellular component: cytoplasm. Gene Ontology annotation, molecular function: translation initiation factor activity; RNA binding. Bases 246 to 767 code for a protein of 173 amino acids. The transcript is spliced from 8 exons. Gene Ontology annotation, biological process: translational initiation. The record is from RefSeq and is a predicted model, not a curated record. NCBI's taxonomy places the organism in Eukaryota, Metazoa, Chordata, Mammalia, Chiroptera, Vespertilionidae.
GGAAGAUGGGAGGAAGGGGAAGGAAGCGAGGAGAGGAGGCGGGCCCAAGUGAAGGCGCGGAAAAACUACGUCAGCGGCUGCGGAGCCAUUUGCUUAUAUAGGAGCGUGGUUGUCUUGUGAUCGCUGUGGAAUUCAGUUGCAACACUUCCUUGACGUCUGUGAUUGUUUCGUCUUGUGUGCCUCUUGGAGGAGUCGCCGUUGCGCAGGCACCAUCAGAUCCCAACCGCCCGGAAGCCGGCACCAUCAUGCCCAAGAAUAAAGGUAAAGGAGGUAAAAACAGGCGUAGAGGUAAGAAUGAGAAUGAAUCUGAAAAAAGAGAAUUGGUCUUUAAAGAGGAUGGCCAAGAGUAUGCUCAGGUAAUCAAAAUGUUGGGAAAUGGACGAUUAGAAGCAAUGUGUUUUGAUGGUGUAAAGAGGUUAUGUCAUAUCAGAGGAAAACUGAGAAAAAAGGUUUGGAUAAAUACCUCAGACAUUAUAUUGGUUGGUCUGCGAGACUAUCAGGAUAACAAAGCUGAUGUAAUUUUAAAGUACAAUGCAGAUGAAGCUAGAAGUCUGAAGGCAUAUGGCGAGCUUCCAGAACAUGCUAAAAUCAAUGAAACAGAUACAUUUGGUCCUGGAGAUGAUGAUGAAAUUCAGUUUGAUGACAUUGGAGAUGAUGAUGAAGACAUUGAUGAUAGAGAGGGGAAAAAAAGAUCUAAAUUGAACUUAAAGUUUCAGAGUAUUUGUUCCAUAGUUUGGAUUUUGGCCAUCACGUGUCAAGAAGACUAAAACUUCGGGAUAAUUGCAGUUUCCUAACACACACUUUGUUUUCAUUGUUUUAAAAUAUUUAUUAUCUUUAAAUGAGCUGUUAACACUUUAUUCUUUUGAUGUAAUGGAACUUAGGGAUGAAAGAUCACAAGAUCUGCUGUUAAAACAUAGAAAGGAGACGGGGGAAGAGAGAGAGAAUGAAUAAAGUAAAUGUUUUCCAGGUAAUGAAUGUUUUGACUAAAUUGCUUUAUCUUUAGGUCAGUGAUAAGUCCUAGUCCCAAGUAAUUUUUUAUUCAGCCUUUCUUUAUGUUACCUAGAUAUUCUCUUUAAUUUCUGUUAAAAAUUUGAGGAAGAAAGAAAUCUACAUUUGAAGUUAAGAAAAGGGGCUAUUUUUUAAUAUUUCUGUAACUGGGUGCUGUAUUUUCAAACUGAUAACAUUCUUUUUAUCAUUUCAUGCUGUCAUAAAUAACUAGCACUUAUAAACUGCUUAUUUUAGAACAUGGCCUUGAGUAGCAAUUUUUAAUUUAUACAAUGGGUAUUUGCAAAAAUUCAAUGCUAGAUGGUAACUCAAAAUUGGAAGUACUGAUAUACUAGUGUUUUUUACUUAAUGUGUACAAAUUUCUUUAAAAAGACAACUUUUAAUGGCCAAAUAAGGAGAAUAGUUUGUACUAUACCAAAAAGUUGUUAAAAUGUGUCAUUUUAUUUUCAAAAGUCAUGCGUUUGUUACCUAUAGUUUUGGGCUUUGUGAACAAUUAAAUUACAAUGUAUAAGUGAAAAAUUAAUUCUAUAAUAAACUGCUAUAAGGAAAACAACGGGAUCACAGCUAAGAAAUAUAAUAAAAUGUCCAUUGGGUAUAUUUUGGCCUUA